ACGCCAUCACUCACUUGUUUGCUUGUCUCUGUGUCAGUAAUACAAGUACUUUUCUUUCCGUGCGAUUCUGCUUUUUUGAGUUUUUGUUGUUAUAGUUAUUAUUUGUUGAGUGUUUUUGUUGACUUUCUGUUAUAAUUUGUUACGGUUUUGUUGUUAUUGUGUUACAAUGAGUGACCAACCUGGACCAAGCUCGACGAAGCUUUUUUCAACGCCCAUGAAGAAGCGCCAAAAGAAAUCCGCUCUGAGGUCUUCCGAAAAGACUACUAUAAUCAACAUAUAUAAACUCGUUGAAGAUACUUGGCCAAAAGAUCAAUUCUGGUACAAAAAGGAUUUGGCUAAGAAAACCGCGGAGACCGCCGGCGUAAGCCUUGCUACAGUCUACAAGGUACUGAAACAGUACAGAAAUGAGCACCGUGUUAGCUCACCCGUUGCGCCUCCUCAAAGAGCAACGAUAAUUGACAAACUUUUAGAUUUCGAGUUGAGUGCUAUUAGGAGAAAAGUUCAUGAGUUCUUUUUUAGAAAUGAACUUCCCACUGUGGACAAUGUUCUUAUGUCAGUAAACGAAGAUGAUGAUUUACCAAAUUUCAAAAGAACAACUUUCCAAAAAUUACUUAAAAAACUACAAAUCAAAUAUUUAAAAAGAUCAAGAAAAAGUGCUCUAAUUGAGAAAAGAGAAAUCGUAAGAUGGAGGCGCAACUAUUUGCAAAAAAUUUCAAAAAUGAGAGAAGAUGGGCGGAAAAUUUAUUACACUGACGAAACAUGGAUUAAUGAAGGUCAUACAAAAACAAAGGUGUGGCAAGAUACUACAAUACAUUCAACCCGUCAAGCUCACCGAGAAGGAUUGUCUACAGGAUUGAAGGGGCCUUCUGGAAAAGGGAAGCGGUUGAUAAUAGUGCACAUUGGAAAUGAAGCUGGAUUUUUGGAAGGGGGUCAGCUAAUUUUCGAGAGUCAGAAAGGGGAAGGCGAUUACCAUAAAGAAAUGAACGCUAAAGUGUUUGAAGAUUGGUUAAAAAAAAUUAUAAAUUUAAUUGAGCCUCACUCUGUUAUAGUGAUGGACAAUGCUCCCUAUCAUUCUCGUCGACUGGAACGAAUACCAAAUAUGCAGUGGAAAAAAGUUGAUAUUCAGAAUUGGCUCACAAGUAAAGGUAUCUCAUUCCAGGAGACAUUAAUAAAAAGGGAGCUUAUAGACAUAUUAAAACCAAUAAAAGAAAAAUACUUGGCAUAUGCAACUGAUACAUAUGCUAAAGAAAAGGAUAUUGAAGUGUUACGUUUGCCCCCAUAUCACUGUGAAUUAAACCCAAUUGAGAUGAUAUGGGGGCAAGUCAAAGGCUAUGUUGCAGGGAAAAAUAAAACAUUUAAAAUGGAUGAAUUAAAAAGAUUAUUACAGGAAUCAAUGGAUCUAAUAACCCCUGCAGCAUGGCAAAAGUGUAUUGGCCACGUUAUACAAGAGGAAAAGAGAAUGAGAGACCUGGAUGGUAUAACAGAUAAUGUUAUUGACGAAUUUAUCAUCCAGGUUGCAGAUAGUAGUGGUAGUAGUAGUAGUUCAUCAGCAUCAGAAAGUGACACUGGAUGA
Molecule: messenger RNA, 1573 nt
Organism: Hyposmocoma kahamanoa
Lineage: Eukaryota; Metazoa; Arthropoda; Insecta; Lepidoptera; Cosmopterigidae
Exons: 3
Coding region: 167-1573 (468 amino acids)
Molecular function (GO): nucleic acid binding
Source: RefSeq, a predicted model, not a curated record